Messenger RNA from Ophidiomyces ophidiicola, 4008 nucleotides. RefSeq names its product mitochondrial chaperone (gene ABC1). Gene Ontology annotation, cellular component: membrane. Gene Ontology annotation, molecular function: ATP hydrolysis activity; ATP binding; ABC-type transporter activity. The record is from RefSeq and is a predicted model, not a curated record. The transcript has 3 exons. The coding region runs from base 1 to 4008 and encodes 1335 amino acids. Gene Ontology annotation, biological process: transmembrane transport. Lineage: Eukaryota; Fungi; Ascomycota; Eurotiomycetes; Onygenales; Onygenaceae.
AUGGUUGUAAAGGACGGGGUGCCGGAUGACGCAGAUUCCAAAACCUCAAAGAGCCUUCUGCGAAGAUCUACGUCGUACUUGAGGCUCUUAGUUUAUGCGGACCCUACUUUCUACGAUAUCCUCCUCCUCCUAGGUGGUAUACUUGCCGCCACCGCGUCUGGAGUUUCCUUUCCUCUACUGGGAGUGUUGUUUGGUCAAGUUGUCGACGACCUGAACUCCGCAACUUGCAAUGCUGGAAUUGCAAAUAUUUCGGCAUAUCAGUCAAGUGUCAAUGAUAAAGUGCUGAAAGUUGUCUAUGUUGGAAUUGCGUAUUUCAUUUUGGCGUACAUCUCAAUUGUAUGUUGGAGCUUAACGGGUGAAAGAUUAGCUCAGAGAAUUCGCCAAAAGUACUUCAGAGCUCUAUUGAAUCAGGAUAUCGCAUUUUUCGACAACCUUCCCGCCGGUGCAGUGUCUUCUCGUCUCAAUGGUGACAUUGCAACUAUUCAAAAUGGAACUUCCGAAAAGGUUGGCCUUGUUUUGAAUAGCAUUUCAUUUUUUGUUAGCGGUUACAUCGUUGCUUUCAUUAAGGAUGCUAAACUUGGAGGAGCGUUGGUUUCAUUACUACCAGCAUUUUUGCUUAUGUCCCUUCUCGGUGGUGCUUACAUCCAGAAAUACACAGGCCGUGUGGUAGAAAAUGUGACUGCUUCGACGUCCGUCGCCCUGGAGGGCUUGUCAAACAUCAUGGUUGUUCAAGCUCUAACUGCUAACUCCCGGCUAGAAGCCAAGUUUGCCGGUUCCUUGACUUUGGCGAAAAAAGCUGGAAUUAAAAAAUCUAUCGCCGCUGCCAUCCAGGCCGGACUUUUGUUUUUUAUUUCUUACUCUGCGAAUGCCCUUGCAUAUUGGCAAGGGUCGAAAAGGAUUGCAGAUGCGGUGGCUUCUGGCGGCUCUGGAACAACCGUUGGCUCAAUUUACACGGUUAUUUUCAUUUUAGUGGAUGCUUCCCUUAUUCUCAGCACUAUGGCACCGUUCUUUCAAUUUUUCGAUUCCGCUAGCAUGGUAUUCCAGAAACUAGAGGUAGACAUUUCUAAGAAGCCAGCAAUCAACGGAUCGAAUGGUGAUGCUGGCGCGAGCGCUCAAGGCGUUUCGGGUCACAUCGAGCUGAGAAAUGUCUCCUUCACAUACGAAUCGAGGCCAGAAAAGCCCGUCCUUCAAGAUAUCACUCUUUCUUGCCCUGUUGGAAGCCAAACUGCUCUAGUUGGGCUAUCAGGAAGCGGCAAAUCAACUGUUGCUAGCCUGAUGAUGAGAUUUUACGAUCCUACGAGAGGUUCUGUACUUCUUGAUGGACAAGAUAUCAAAGAAUUUCAUGUUGAUUCCCUCAGAAGCUGUAUCAGCCUUGUCCAACAAGAACCUUCCCUCCUGGAGCGAUCUAUUUUUGAAAACAUCGCGCUAGGCCUGGUGAACUCAUCUGAACAUUCAAAUUUAAGGUCAGCUCUACAGAGCCCCGUUCUCUCGGAGGUAGCUUCAGCGGUGCGGGGAGGGCAGGAUUUAGAAGAAGCUGCACGGCCUUAUGGAAUCGAGGUCAUCGAAAUAGUUGAAUUGGUCAAAAAUGCCGCUGCGAUUGCCGACGUGACAACAUUUGUUACAAGACUUAAGUAUGGAUUUGGUACGCUAGUAGGCUCCAGUGGUAGCCUAAUUAGUGGUGGUCAAAAGCAAAGGAUAUCGUUAGCUCGAGCUCUUAUCAAAAAUCCCAAAAUUCUCGUUUUAGAUGAGGCAACAGCUUCGCUGGACUCGGCAAGUGAAUACCGAGUUCAAACAGCAUUGGAAAAGGCUGCGGUGGGAAGGACCGUCGUUACAAUCGCUCAUCGACUAUCCACGAUCAGAAAUGCAGACAAUAUUGUUGUGAUGCGAAAUGGCGACAUUGUUGAGCAAGGCACACACUCGGAAUUGCUCGCCAAAGAGGGUUCGUACGCCGAUUUAAUACGUCUUCAGAAUUUAAAUGUACGCCAUGACGAAGACAACCACUCAGCACGGUCAUUAGUCACAGACGGCACUGGAGACUCACCAAAAAAGUUGUCCGAUGAAUAUACCCCUGCUCUAGAUGAGAAACUGAACCGGGUAGGUGAUAUCGAAACAGAAAAGCCGAUCGUCCUGUCGACCGAUGUCGAGGAGCAGGAAGACCGUGAUCUCGAUAGAAAACGGCCGCUCGGUACCACAUUUCGUGCCUUGUGGGUAUUCUUCAGGCCGUUUGUCCUCGUUCUCCUGAUGGCAUUCAUUGCCGCCGUAGUGGUGGGUGGAACGUACUCCGCCUGCGCCACUGUGUUUGGUCACACUGUCGGCGACCUCAGUCCAUGUAAAGGCGAGAGUAGAAUACGAUGGGCUGGAAAAUUCUAUGCCUUGAUGUUCUUCGUACUUGCACUUGUUGAGUUCUUUGCUAAUUUUGCCAGCUGGUCGCUGUUUGGCUUCGUUGCUGAAAAGGUUGUGUACAAAAUCCGAAUCUUAUCUUUCCGUGCUCUUCUUGAACAGAACCUCCAGUGGCAUGAGUCAAAUGGACGAACGCCAUCGAUUCUGCUCACACUGAUCACUAAAGACGGAAAUGCACUCUCUGGACUUACUGGAUCUGUCGUUGGAAGCCUUGUUUCCGUCAUCGUCAACUUCGUCACCGCAAUUAUCCUGACACACAUAAUCGCUUGGAAGAUCGCUCUGGUCUUUGUCGCCGUCGUCCCGUUAAUGCUUGGUGCUGGCGCAAUGCGGGUAAUCCAGAUCGCUCGCUUUGAGCAGCACCAUGCGGACGCGUUUGCCAAAUCCAUUGGCAUUACAAUUGAAGCUGUUAAUUCCAUUAAAACGGUGUCAUCUUUUUCCCUUCAGCAAGAAAUUUUCAACACAUAUCACCGUUCCCUACAAGGUCCGAACAGAGAAAUUACGCAACAUAGUUUGUACGCAAGUCUAUGGCUGGCGAUCUCAUACGGCCUCAGUAAUUUCUUAUAUGCUUUGGCCUACUGGUGGGGAGCCAAGCGAAUCAUCGCAGGGGACUAUUCACAAACACAAUUUUUCAUUGUUCUGUUGGCUCUCUUAGUGAGCGCUCAGCUUUGGGGCCAGAUGUUCACACUUGCACCUGAUGUUUCACGAGCUUUUAUGGCAGUCAACAGAGUAUUAAAUCUGUUAGAUCUAGGCAAGGACAAAGAGUUACAAAAACCUCCAAAAGACGCAGCAGAUGCUGAAGCUGGAAUUGGAGUGAUCGAGAAAUUUUCGGACUCAAACACUGGCGGAAUCAGCGUGGCUUUUAAACGGGUGGCAUUUGCUUAUCCUGCACGGCCUGACGUUCAAGUUCUCCGCGAACUAGAUCUUAAUAUCCAGCCCGGGCAAUUUGCUGCGUUGGUAGGGCCGAGCGGCGCGGGAAAGUCUACUAUCAUCUCUCUCGUUGAGCGGAUGUACUCACCAUCCUCUGGUUCUAUUGAAAUAGACAAUAAAGACAUCUCAAAGUACGAAGGGGUCGCAUUUAGAGAUAAUAUUGCACUUGUCUCUCAAGAUAAUGUACUCUUCGACGGCAGUAUUCGAUUUAAUAUUGCCUUGGGGGCUCGACCCGGCCACGAGCCAACUAAUACGGAGAUUGAAGAAGCAUGCAAAAUCGCGAAUAUUCAUGACACAAUCACCAAGCUACCGGAGGGCUACGACACUUAUUGUGGACCCAACGGGAACCAGUUGUCCGGUGGUCAGAAGCAGCGUCUGGCUAUAGCCCGCGCCUUGAUUCGAAAGCCGCGGCUUUUAUUGCUUGAUGAGUCGACGAGUGCUCUGGACGCUGAAUCCGAGAAACUUUUACAGGACGGGUUGGAAAAAGCGGCACAGGGAAUUACAGUCAUUGCAAUUGCACAUCGACUAAAUACGAUUCAGAAGGCGGAUAUAAUAUUUUUGAUUGAAGAUGGCAGAUGCGUUGACAAAGGUUCCCACCGCGAUUUGAUGGAGAGAAGCGAAAGUUAUAGAGUCAAUGCCUUACAUCAAGCGGUUGACGGUGUUCAAAUUUCGAAGAAAUGA